Messenger RNA from Rhizopus microsporus ATCC 52813, 1132 nucleotides. RefSeq lists its product as uncharacterized. The coding region runs from base 1 to 1050 and encodes 349 amino acids. The record is from RefSeq and is a predicted model, not a curated record. The transcript has 2 exons. Lineage: Eukaryota; Fungi; Mucoromycota; Mucoromycetes; Mucorales; Rhizopodaceae.
AUGACUGGAAAUAAUUUAUUUCAACUAGCACAAAUUGUAACAGAACUACCACUCCAUCAGCAAGGACCCAUUUCGACCAAGAAUGACCAUAGUCGACCACUGGUAAUGAGAAAGUAUUAUGGUAUCAAUUGUCAGUGUAUAGAAAUGCAACCUCGACGAGGAAAGAAUUUGCCCCAGAAUGGACUUGACUCAAGGGCAAAGAAAUUGAAUAAAUUAGAUAGAAAUGACUAUGAGUUCACAAUCAAGUGGCUGAAUGAGAAUAUACAUCAGAUUUACAGAGAUAAAGAGAAUAAAGUUAUUGGCUUGAAUGAAAUGACUGAAGUGUCACUCUGUAAGGCACAUUCAAGCACUUUAUACAGAGCCAAAAAGAAGCACCAGCGUAGCAAUCAAGCUCCACCGUCACCUGCUGAUUCUAGUGGAACCUCGGAAGAUCAUCCAAGAUUAUUUGGACUUGCAGCCAAAGUACGUGAUCUUCCUUAUUUAGCUCAGCCAUCACCCCCUGAGUGUCCAACAGCCUCAACAUCCAUGAAAAGGAAAAGAGGCAUAGAACCUAGCUCGAGCACGUCUACUCCUGUACUUAAUAACAUGACAUAUAUCUCUGACCCUCGUCAGCCCCCAUCCUGCAGCUUUUCUUCACAACUGCUUCCUCCAUUAAGAAAUACCGCAUUGAACUCAUUGACUUACAAUCUACAGCAUCAGCUCUCUUUCAUUCAUCAUCAACAUCAUCAUCAACAGCAACAGCAACAACAGCAACAACAACAACAACAAAUUGAAACAGUCUCACUCAAAAGCAUAACCAAUGAUUCUAUUUAUUAUAUUCGUAAUUUGGCUAUUACUGACACGUACACCUUUCGUGAUCUUUUAUCAGAAAUUGAUUUGUCUACUCCACCGCCACCAGGGAAACGUAUUGUUAUCACAGACGUUGAAAAGAAAAAGUUUUUUCCUUUAAGCCAGCCUAUUCGAAGCGUCAUUCCUAACCCAGAUAAAACUCAUGUCGAGUUUUAUUUGGGGCUUUCGGAUAAGGCUUCUAUUGAUUGGAGUGUUUUAUAAUACAUUUACAUAUUUGUGUAGAAUAAAAUAAAAGUUGAGAUUCAUCAUUUUUAGAAUCUUGCAAACAUUGCUGGAUAUCCCC